Messenger RNA from Sesamum indicum (sesame), 727 nucleotides. RefSeq names its product small ribosomal subunit protein eS17. Gene Ontology annotation, biological process: translation. Lineage: Eukaryota; Viridiplantae; Streptophyta; Magnoliopsida; Lamiales; Pedaliaceae. The record is from RefSeq and is a predicted model, not a curated record. Gene Ontology annotation, cellular component: ribosome. Gene Ontology annotation, molecular function: structural constituent of ribosome.
CUCGAACCCUAAUUAGCAGAUGCCCUAUAUUCUCGUCUUGUGCUAUUUCUUCUUCAUACGCUGACACUGCCAACAGCUGCCGCGUCCACCGUCGCCGUUCGCCGUUUUUUCCAAAGUCGGAUUCUAGGGUGCUGCUGUCAAGAUGGGUCGUGUGCGUACUAAGACAGUUAAAAAGUCCUCUCGACAAGUUAUUGAGAGGUACUACUCCAAAAUGACCCUAGAUUUUCACACAAACAAGAAAGUCUUGGAGGAAGUAGCUAUUAUUCCGUCCAAACGUCUCCGCAACAAGAUUGCCGGGUUCUCCACACACCUGAUGAAACGGAUCCAAAAGGGUCCAGUUCGUGGCAUCUCGCUCAAGCUGCAGGAAGAGGAGCGUGAGAGGCGCAUGGACUUUGUCCCGGAUGAGUCUGCCAUUAAGACUGAUGUCAUUGAAGUUGACAAGGAGACAAUCGACAUGCUUGCAUCCCUUGGCAUGGCUGAACUUCCUGGAGUUGUUAAGCAGAGUACUGAACCACAGGGAUUGCCUGCUGGCCCUGCUUAUGGCCGUGGUGGUGGUUUUGCGAGGAGAUAUUGAGGUUGAUUGACGAACCUUCAAUUAUUUCUUGUCUAAAUCUGCUCAAGAAUUUAUCCCUGUUUUUAUGGUUUUGAUUAGUUUCAACAUCCAAACUAACUGUACUACGUGCUCGCUUAGACUAAUGCAAAAGUAACAUGGUUUAUGAAUGUGUUA